Messenger RNA from Dermatophagoides farinae (American house dust mite), 783 nucleotides. The record is from RefSeq and is a predicted model, not a curated record. NCBI's taxonomy places the organism in Eukaryota, Metazoa, Arthropoda, Arachnida, Sarcoptiformes, Pyroglyphidae.
UAGACAAAUCAACAAACAAACCAAAUAAAAAGAACAAAAAUGUUUCAACAAUCAUCGUCAAACGAACAGUUAGAAUCGAAGUGUUCGCUUAGGCGAAGCGAUUCAUCACCAACAUUUAAACGAAAUAAAGAUGGAUCACUAGAUGAUAAAUCUGGUUCUGCUUUAACGGAAUCAUUGUCAUCAUCAUCAAUUAUUAGUACAGGAGGUAAUCAACAUCAUUCAAAAGAACAACAACAACAACAACAACAACGACCUGAAUCCAAUGAAAUCACUGUUCAUUCAAAUGCUGGUAGUAAAUUAACUAGAUCUGGAUCAAAUCAAAAUAAUUCCAAUCAUAGUAAAACACGACAUUUAUUUCGUCGUUCAAUAGCUGAAAAUGAUAUUGCAAUGAAUGAAUUAAAUCAUAAUAUACCUGUAACACUUUCACUGCAAAUAAAGCAAUCAUCGCCUUCAUCAUCAUCAUCAUCACAUAAAACAAAUACAGCGACAACAACAACAACAGCAAGAAAUUCUCGUGCCAUUAUACCACAUAUUCCGAAUGGUCCUCCAAUACCUUAUCGUCGUGUUCCGUUACGACAUCAAAGUAGUUUGAAUAAUGAUGAUGAUAAAAAUCAACAACAACAACAACAACAACACCAACAUGAAAUUCUUAAAAAAUCUUCAUCAUCAACAUCAACUUCAUCAUCUGUUUAUCAAACACAACAACAACAAUCUUCAAGUGGUCUAAUGAUUAUCCACAGCGAAGAACAACAAUCAGCAACUACAGGCCAUAUGGAGAAUUGA